CAGUACUGUAAAUAGAUCUAUUGUCUGGCUUGAUGCCUCCGUUAACGAUACACAAGAAUACAUCAAUGCUCAACAGUUACUUCGUACACCAACAAAUCUUUUAAAAACAUAUAGAGACGAUAAAGAAUGUGAAAAGUAUAUUCGAUCUGUAUCCAAAGGACAUCGAAUUAUUGUGAUUGUUGGUGGUCGAUCGGGACAAUUGCUUGUAACUCGUAUUCAUCAACUUAUACAAGUUUCGUCAAUUUUCGUGUAUUGUAUGGAUAAGCGAAAUGAAGAAUGGACUAAAAUCUACAAAAAAGUGAAAGGUGUCAUUGAAGAAAUAAACGAACUUGUAAUCCAGGUUAUAUCAGCUCAAGAAAAGCAAACGACUCGCGAUAGAUUCGAAGAACAACUGUCGAUUAAUGUGUAUCAUACGAAUGGGACCAGAGAAAAAUCGACGACUGAACUCAAUGGUCAGUUUGCCCAUUCACAGUUAUUAAUUGAUUGUUUACUUCGAAUGAGAGCUACUUCAACACAUAAAAAUGAAUUUAUUAAUUAUUGUAAAAAAGAAUAUGCAAAUACUAAUUCUCAAUUAAAUAUUAUUCGUGAGUUUGAAGAAACUUAUUCAGCUGAUCGUGCUUUAACAUGGUAUACACGAGAAUGUUUUCUUUAUCAUUUAUUGAACAAAGCUCUUCGUACACUGGACAUUGAUUUACUUUAUUUACUUGGAUUCUUUAUUCGUGAUCUUCGAGAGCAACUUGAACAAUAUCGAU
Molecule: messenger RNA, 752 nt
Organism: Didymodactylos carnosus
Lineage: Eukaryota; Metazoa; Rotifera; Eurotatoria; Philodinida; Philodinidae
Source: the annotation of a GenBank genome assembly